Molecule: messenger RNA, 2202 nt
Organism: Hibiscus syriacus
Lineage: Eukaryota; Viridiplantae; Streptophyta; Magnoliopsida; Malvales; Malvaceae
Exons: 11
Coding region: 37-2079 (680 amino acids)
Cellular component (GO): cytoplasm
Molecular function (GO): mRNA binding
Source: RefSeq, a predicted model, not a curated record
AACCAAUAACAUUUCCGCCAAAAUAAUCGACAUUAGAUGAUGAAGCUUUUUAGAACCAGCUACCAAUUCCUCUACACUUCUCUCGAAAUCCAUUUCCGGAAAUCUGAUUUCCAUUUAAUUCCCAUUUCGUACACCCACAGCUCGGCCAAAAUCCGAAAUCCGAAUUCAAAGUUUGAUGUUGUUCUUAAUGAGGUUGCUGAGCUCAAUUUUUCAAAACCCAGUUCACACGGUGGCCAAUCACCGCCGGGAGUCGACGUUCCGUUUGGUCAUGAGAGACCCACGACGCGGAAUGAAUCAACAGUGCAGAUUUCUCAUCCGUGGCAAGAAUGGGUGGAUUUGAUGGAAUGCUUAUUGAGGGGAGGCUAUUUCGAUGCAGAUGGAAACCCUUUUGAAAAUAUCGAAUUGGGUUCGAAAGAAGCCAAUAGUAUCCGCACCGCUUGCCUUAAUUUCGCUAGAGAUCGCUUUAGUCUUAUAAGGUACUUCUCAAGGAAAGAUAUUCAGGUCAUUGUAGGAUGCGGAUGCCCGAGCCUUGAUAGGAAAGUUGUCAAUUCUGGGAAGCGCUUAAGAGCUCAUGUAGGCAUUGAUGAAGGGAAUGUAUGCAGCUCCUGCAAUUUGAGAGGAAACUGUGAUAGGGCGUAUGUAAAGGCACGUGAAGAUGAAGGUGGGAGGACCGUGGAUGUGAUGCGCAUUUUGUUGACCUACGGUCUCGACUCUGUUACCUGUUCUGUCGAGAACAAACCAUGUCAAAACAAAUUAGUUAAAGCAUCGGUGAGGCGACUGCUGAAAGAAGUGGUUGAUUAUGGCAGCAAGGAUCAACGAGCUGACAUGCCAAAUGCUGCACCCUCAAGAGCGGAUGCUUCACGAGAAGAUCAUUUAAGUACAGAAGGACAAAUAAAAGUUCCAAUGAAGCCAGGCGAUUGGCUUUGUCCCAAAUGCGACUUCCUAAAUUUUGCAAGAAACAUCAAGUGUUUGCGCUGUGACGGUUUAUUUGAAGAAAGACUGAGGCAACUACGGGAAGAUCAGGAUCAUCUGCCAUUAAAGAAGGGAGAUUGGAUAUGUAACAGAUGCAACUUCCUGAAUUUUGCAAAGAAUACAAGAUGUCUGCAAUGCAAAGAGAAACCUCCAAAGCGGCAUCUCAAUCCCGGGGAAUGGGAAUGUGAAUCGUGCAACUAUAUUAACUUCAGACGAAAUAUGAUAUGCUUGAAAUGUGACCACAAACGGCCAAAAGUGUCGAAUGCUUCAAUUACAUCCACUGGUGGACUUCAAGGCAGCAUCAGUAAAUUCGAAGGGCAAGACAGAAAGCGAUAUGAAAGUUCAGAUAGAUGGAGGUUUGUACAUGAAGAGAAUGAAGAUGAAGAAUGCUUAGAUUCAGGGACUGAGAAUUUGAAGUUCUUUGAUUUUCCCAUUACUAGAAGUAAGCCUACUGUGCCACUUGAAACAGACGGGAAAUGCAAGUCAACGUUGGAGAUGUCGGAGAAGAACAAAAAUCCCACAAGGAUAAUGCAAAAUGAUGAAUCUAAAUGCAGCGACAGUCUGAGAAAGUCGGAAUUGCUCAAAUCUUCAGACGAUGAAGAGAUGGAUGGGUGGUUUCGGCGUCGAAUGGGUACGGAAGGAUCAAGUGUUGUUGUGCCCAGGAAUUUCAGAUUGCUAGAAGAGCUUGAGAGGGGUGAAAAGGGAAUUGGGGAUGGAACUGUUAGCUAUGGGAUGGAUGAUGCUGAUGAUAUAUACAUGCAGUCAUGGACUGGGACUAUUAUUGGCCCCCUUAAUACUGUUCACAAAGGACGUAUAUACCAACUGAAGCUGUUCUGUGGCAAGGAUUAUCCAGAUAAUCCACCAAGUGUGAGGUUUCAAACAAGGAUAAAUAUGACCUGCGUAAAUCAGGAAACCGGAGUGGUUGAACCUAGCCUUUUCCCCAUGCUUGCUAAUUGGCAAAGGGAGUAUACAAUGGAAGACAAAUUGACUCAGCUGAAGAAAGAAAUGAUGUCUCCACAGAGCAGGAGGCUAGCUCAGCCACCUGAAGGCAAUGACGAGGCAAGGCUUGACCAAAAGGGUUUAACGUCCAAGUGUUGCAUCGUUUGAAAUCACUGGAGUUGCAUGUGAACAUUAUGUAUAUAAGAAAAUAUAUAUACAUUAGGUAAUUCCAGCAACAGGCUUAGUUCCAAAAUGCCAAUGGUGGUGAAAUAAAUCAAGACUUCUUCAUGA